Nezara viridula (southern green stink bug) is the source of this 1368-nucleotide messenger RNA. The record is from the annotation of a GenBank genome assembly. NCBI's taxonomy places the organism in Eukaryota, Metazoa, Arthropoda, Insecta, Hemiptera, Pentatomidae.
AUGUCAUGUCAUUUGGACAAUCUUCCUUCUGAGGUAAAGGAAAAAAUAAUGAUUUAUUGUGAUGGUACGUCUUUAGGAAACCUCAUUAAAACCAGUAAAAGAUGGAAAGAAUUGAUUGAAACUUCUAAUAAAUUUACCUCAAAGAAAUGGAGCUCAGUAUGUAUGCAUGAAAUGAAACAAGAUUUCAUUAUUGAUAUUUUACAAAAUCUAUAUCCGAAAUAUUGGCUAGACGAGGAAAUAAGUUGGAAAGCAGUUUAUACAUGUUGGAGGAAAUGGAACAGAAUAAAUUACUGGACACCUACUGUCAGCACAUUCUUGAAAAAAACUAGAAAUUGUGUCUCAUCAAUAAAGUUUUCAGGCAAUUGGAUUUUUAUUGCUACUAAGAAUGAGGGAGUUUUAGAAGCUGUAAAUUACAUUACUCGGGAAAAGCUCCUUCUUUAUCAAUGUAACUCAAUAGAAGACAUAUAUAUGAGGUGUCAUAUCAAGAAAGAAGAAAGUGAUAAUUUAAUUAUGGAAAAUGUGGAACAUGAUGAAGUAGUAAUGCAGCUUUUGCACCAUUAUAUAUUUUUUGAUCUCCAUACGGGGCAGACGAGAAUAUUACCUAAGUUAUACAAAUUUUUAACUCUUAAGCACUUUGAAUCACAGGAAGUUUCAGUGACUAACAUGAGCUCCCCUUCCAUUGUACGCAAUUUAAAUGUAUCCAAUGAUAAGAAGAUUGUAGUAAAAAGGAAGGAAUGGGUGAUUUCUAAUGUUGUACAAGUUUGGAACGGCAAUAUCUUACUUUUAGACUAUAAUGAGAGGUCAGACAAAAUAGCAACCUUUGAAGUUACCGACUAUAACUUUAAAACUGUCGACCAUCCGCUAACACAUUACAAGGUUCAUAUGUUUGAAUUUUUGCACUAUUCAAUGAAAAAUUACCAUUUAGGAGUUAUGAUUAUUCUCAAGGGAGCUGAAUUGCAAAUCAUUGUGGAUGGUAGAACAAGGAAGUAUCAAACAUUCUUCUUGGAUUGUCAGAUCUUGUGUACUCACUACUAUGCAGGUCAACUCUUUCUUGGUUCAUCUACUGGUAUAAUAUACAUUUAUCGUGUGAGCUGUGAUUUAGAUUUAUUGAGUCUAAAUCUUUCAAAUUAUGAAUGUUAUUUAGAUAUUUGCUCAGAGCCAAUUUUAGCAAUUGAUGUUAGAGAAUCUAUUUUUAAGCCAAUAAUAGCUGCUGGAUCUGAACACAAUAUUUAUCUCAUCAGAAAGAUAUACCUUUAUAAAAUAUCUCCCUGGCAACAAUAUCCUGAAGUAGUAUCCUUGAUCAUUAGUCCUCACUGUCAUGUUCCUGCCAAGAAUAGAUAUUUUAGCUCCUGCAAUUGGUUUCUCUGA